AUGUUGAGUGUGGCACAAAAGCCACCGAGGCAGGGGGACGUUUUACGGCCGGUCCGAGCGGGCGUCGCCGAACCCGGACCCCGAGAAGGGGGUGUUGGAGCGGCGGAGAAGGCGGCUGCGUGGGACGCGACCCGUUCGCGGCCUCGACUGCGCCACGGCACCGGCUGGCGGCGGCACCGCGUGAACCCUCCACUGGCAUCCAAAGCCAUCUUUGCAUUGUUCCUGACCCGGCUGUCGGGCUUGCGCGUUUAUCGUCGCGGGGCUUCGCUCUUCAUCCUCCUCUUCGUCCUCCUUCUCCGUCGCCGUCUCCUCCUCCGCUUCCCCCUCCCUCCGCGUUUUGCAACACCCCCCCUCCUCUCCAGCCCACGCCGCGUACGCGCCCUCGGAUCUCUUCCCGUCUUCGGGGCUCCCUUUGGUACAAGUCGCGGGCUUUUUCCUCCGCACAACUCCGCCGCUCCAGCCCUGUCAGACACAGCCGUGGAUACCAGCUCCGAGAUCUCCACCAAGGAUUUGAAAGAAAAGAAGGAAGUUGUGGAAGAAACAGAAAACGGGAGGGAUGCCCCGGCCAACGGCAAUGCUGAGAACGAGGAGAACGGGGAACAGGAGGCGGACAACGAGGUAGACGACGAAGAGGAAGAGGUCGGCGACGAGGAGGAGGAUGAGGAAGAAGGCGACGGCGAAGAAGAAGAUGGCGAUGAAGACGACGAAGCUGAAGGUCUGACCGGCAAACGGGCAGCUGAAGACGAUGAGGACGACGAUGUCGAUCCGAAGAAGCAGAAAACCGACGAAGACGAUUAGAGAAUAGAAUAAUAAAGAAACAGCUUUUUUUUUUAAACUUAAAAAAGAGGAAAAAAUUUUUUUAAAAAAAGGCCAGCGUGACCUACUUUUACCUUUGAAAACUUCCUGUUACAGAAAAAAAAUAAAUAAAUAACGUCCCCUUGUUGCUAAUGGUCACCAUCAUAAAGUAGAGCAAACGAACCCUGUAAAAGCCGUACGGCGCAGAACCGCCAUUUUGUUCUGACUUGAACCCCUUCCCCACCCCCCGAAAAUCUCCCCCCAUUGUGGCUGGGGAGUCUGUCCCUCCCCUCCCCACUGGAAACUUCAAGGCCCAGCUUGCUUUCUUAAAAGUAACUUUAAAAGGAGAAUUUGUUUGUAUUUUUUAUUUACAUUUUAUAUUUUUGUACAUAUUGUGAUGAGGUCAGCCAUUUUUAACGCGAUCUCCGAUUGACCAAAAGGGUGGGGAGGGGGGCUUUUGAAGUGUGCUUUUUUUCCUUUGUUCCUUAUAAACGAAACAAACAAACAAAAAAAACGAAACAAAAAAAAUUCCUGACUUUGUGGUGUGACCGUGUCCAAAUAAAACAAAAAACCAUUGUCUCGAAAGGAGAAGAAAACUUAAAAAGACCUUGUAAAAAAAAAAGGAUGCAAAAAAUAAUAAUAAUCCAACGUUUUAUGAUGAGCAUUCCAACAACACUUUUUUUUUUGUGUAUGUACUUUACCUUGUACCAUAAAAGUAGUGGGUUUGUAUGAGAUGGCAAGGCCAAAGAUUAAAAAGGUUUUGUUUUUUUUGUUUUUGUUUUUUUCUUUUUGUCUAAGAAGUUGCUGUUAAUUUUUUGUUUUUCUUUUUGGCCUGUUUGAUGUAUGUGUGAAAACAAUAUUGUCCAACAAUAAACCGGAAUUUUAUUUUGCCGAGUUGUUUUAACGAA
Messenger RNA from Crotalus tigris (Tiger rattlesnake), 1703 nucleotides. RefSeq names its product prothymosin alpha (gene PTMA). Gene Ontology annotation, cellular component: nucleus. NCBI's taxonomy places the organism in Eukaryota, Metazoa, Chordata, Lepidosauria, Squamata, Viperidae. Gene Ontology annotation, molecular function: histone binding. The record is from RefSeq and is a predicted model, not a curated record. Gene Ontology annotation, biological process: positive regulation of transcription by RNA polymerase II; negative regulation of apoptotic process. The transcript has 6 exons. Bases 1 to 798 code for a protein of 265 amino acids.